AUGUCUAAACCAUCUUAUCCACAUAAUCCAAAUCCAACUCCAGCAUAUUUACCAACAAAAGGUUCAAUCUUAGAUAUUAAUAAAGAUUUUUAUGAUUCAAUUUCAAAUACAAAAUCUCGUAAAUUAACUUAUAAUGAGAUUGUACCAAUUAGAUCAGGUAAAGCAUGGAAAGUUAAAGCAGGUUCAAUAGUUCGUAUAACAACACCAGAAGGUCCACAAGUUUGUGAUUUUAAUGUUUGGAAUGCUGAUAAUUUUAGAGAAAGAUUAUGGGCUUCAAGAACAAGACAAUUACAAAAAGCUCAUGUUGGGAAAUAUGAUAGAUUAUGGUCAAAUUUACCUUAUUUAAGACCUUUAUUAACUAUAACUGGUGAUUCUAUUAGAGAUCGUUUAAAAAUUGAUAAAAUUCAUGAUUUAUUAGGUACAAGAUGUGAUCCAUAUGUUGAUACUAUGUUAAGUGGUGAAGAUAAUGAUUAUCAUUGUCAUUCUAAUUUAUAUCGUUCCAUUAUACCAUUUGGUGGCCAAGAAUAUGAUGUUCAUGAUGUUUUAAAUAUUUUCCAAGUUACUGGAUUAGAUAAAGAUGGUAAAUAUUUUAUGGAAACUUGUCCUGCAGAAAAAGGUGAUUAUUUUGAAUUCUUUGCUGAAGUGGAUUUACUUUGUGCUAUUAGUACUUGUCCUGGUGGUGAUUUAAGUGCUUGGGAUUGGGGUGAAGGUGAUGAAGAAACUAAAGUUGAUAUGGUUGAUACUUGUAGACCUUUAGGUAUUGAAGUUUAUGAAAUUACUGAUGAUUCUAUUUUAAAGGAUUGGAAAUCUCCUGAAUAUAAAAGAUAUCAAGGUAAUCAUGGGUUCCAAUUCCCAAAAUUCCAACGUUCAUAA
Molecule: messenger RNA, 873 nt
Organism: Hansenula ciferrii
Lineage: Eukaryota; Fungi; Ascomycota; Saccharomycetes; Phaffomycetales; Wickerhamomycetaceae
Product: urea carboxylase-associated family protein
Exons: 1
Coding region: 1-873 (290 amino acids)
Source: RefSeq, a predicted model, not a curated record